CAGUUGCAUCUAGGUGGAUUAGUUUUGCAAGCCAGCAGCGUCAGAACUGCGGUGGUUCCUGCCCUUCAUGCUAUGUUGCUCAUAUACGUGCGUACAGGACGUGUUGUGCGUUUUUGCUACCCUUGCCCACACUGGGGAUGCCGCGCAAUGUGCAAUCGGUGGAGGGCGCAUCCUGUGUCAGCGCUGCGUGCAAACGGACGCCGUGAUGCUUUUUGCCACGUCAUCGGCGACCUCGUGUUGCAGGAGCAAAACCGAUGGUUACCUAACAAUGCACCGCAGUCUCCCGCUCAGCGACCCUGGCAGCGUGUCGGGUGCUUUACCAGGAGACUCGUGAUGCGGGCGCGGCUGCGUAAACAACACCGUUUGCCCUGCAGGAAGCCCAGAACACACGUGCUGCGGCCACCUUGGAGCGGCGUGCAGUGCGAUUGAAUGCACUUAUCAUGCCACCCUGUUGCCGGAAGACUCGACAGCGAGCGUUUAGCGAGACCUCGACUGGAAAGCAUGAACCAGGUCCGACCAGCGCAUGGCGUUCGUGCAACCGAGCCCAAAUGUAGCCGAGGUCAAUGUGAACAUCAUUACGUCAGGUGGUGCGAGUGCGGUCAACAUGAAUCCGUCUGGCAGUUGUUGGCAUACAGACCGUUUUCAGACAGGGAGCAUCGAUGGGCCUGUGCUCGCUCUGUUAUCGGAGUGCCGGACCGCUGCCACCUACAUACCUUAACGUGAUGAUGGUUGGUGUCUAAAAAGGGCACCACUGGAGAACUUUGGGCGGCCGCGUGGUGCCGGCCCAAGUGUGGAAGCGGCCACGGAGAUGAAGACCCUGCGCAGCACCCCGCGUGAAGUGACGUAUGGCGUGAUCUUCUUGGCCGGCUUGGCCUUAGUGUGCAGCGGGCUGGCCGUAUUUCCGACGUACAGCAGGACUCUAGGACUGGGACUGGUCGUCUGCGGCGUGGUGGUCGUUGUCACUGGAGCGCUCAUUGUGGACUCGUGCGUCACUCAAGUGGGCGCUUCUAGGCAGUGCCGCCCGCCCGCCUACGAGGUGGUCAUGGCGCAUCGCGAAGAUGACGACGGCGGCGCGACGCUGUUCGACGAUCCGCGCCCAGCGUCGACACGACGGCACUGGAGCCUCCCUUCUCCCUGGUGCACUUGCGCUGCACAAAACCAGCGCCUCUUCGAAAUGAGCGGUGUCAACGACCCUCGCGUCGGGCGCAAACUGAGCGCGCAGCUGCCGCGGAGCGACCGCAGUGAGCGGGACCGACUGCAGGGCCGCUUUGUCUACACACUGGAGCUGCCAACUGCCCUCCCACACGGCUCGGCGGCUAACUAUUUGAUCUGGUCGGCCGGCGAGUCGUGGACGCCGGAACGUGAUGCUACCUGCGGGCCGAGCCUCCUGCCAGAUGUUUCCUUCGAUGGAGCCCCGCCCGUGCAUCCUGCCCAUGUAUCGCGCGAUCCCGGCGGCGGAAAGUGCGCGCCGCCUUCGUACGACGCGGUGCUGGCCGCGGACCUCCGUGCAGGCGGCGUCGCGUCUCCCGGCCGCCGAUCUCCGUGUGAUGUCGGCGGCCGGAUGACGCGCGGCCGAUCGUCGGCCCCCGAGCUUCUUCUCGGCUCGCCCCUGUCGACCGGGGCUGCACCCGUGGGCCGCGCAGACCGCUAG
Molecule: messenger RNA, 1651 nt
Organism: Rhipicephalus sanguineus (brown dog tick)
Lineage: Eukaryota; Metazoa; Arthropoda; Arachnida; Ixodida; Ixodidae
Exons: 2
Coding region: 809-1651 (280 amino acids)
Source: RefSeq, a predicted model, not a curated record